Messenger RNA from Closterium sp. Naga37s-1, 1918 nucleotides. The record is from the annotation of a GenBank genome assembly. NCBI's taxonomy places the organism in Eukaryota, Viridiplantae, Streptophyta, Zygnematophyceae, Desmidiales, Closteriaceae.
AGGACGCCCCGCCGAACGUCCUCUAAUGGCAAAGCCUCUCCGCUCUCCCAUCCCCGGCCUGCCCCUCCUCCCCGCGUCCCUCCUCCUCGCGCUCUUCCUCCUGCUCUCUCCGUACUCCUCCCCCUGGCUCCCGCCCUCGCCGCUACUGGCGGCAGCCCAGCCCACAGCGGCAGCAGCAGCAGCAGCAACGGCGUCGGCGACGGGCAGGGAGGUGGGGCGCGCGCAGGAGUCGGGGUUCUGUGACCGCUUCGUGCGCCCCUAUGGGCUGCAGUGCCGCGAGUACCAGAUCACCACCAGUGAUGGGUACAUUCUGAGUAUCCAGCGCAUCACCAACACGUCUGUCACCGCGCCUCCCAUCACCAUGCCCGUCGCCUCCACUUCUGCUGCUACCAUAACUCCGUUCACCACGACUACCACACCCACGCCUACUCCCACCAACGCCGUUUCUGCGGCCGGUGCGGCUGCUAUGGCAGCAGCCGAAGCAGCAGCGCGGACAGUGAGUGCAGCCGCUGCAGGCUUAUUCGCUCCCUCUGCCACCACCAGGGCAACCACCGCCACCACCCCUGCUACCACCACCAGCACCACUACUCCUACUGUUGCUGCAACCUCACGCCCAGCAACAGCAGCAGAAGCAGCAUCAAGCGCUGCUGUGCCUGAGCUUCCGUCCCUGCCGUACGGUCGUCCCAUGCUUCGCCCCCAGCAGCAGCAGCUCCAGCGCCAGGAGCUGACUACCACCAGUCUCCCCUCCACCCAGCCCCUCUCCCAGCCUCUCGCCCAGCCUCUCGCCCAGCCUCUCGCCCAGGCACGCUCCACCUCCCAGCCACAGGCGCAAACCCAGGCGCGUGUGCUGCCGCGGUACCCGGUGCUGCUGUCCCACGCCAUGUUCAUGGCCAGCGACCUCUGGUUCGCCUUCUCCAACCAGACCGGCUCCGACCCGCUCAUUGCCAAGCGCGUGCCCGUGGGGCUGUGCAACCGGGGCUUCGAUGUCUUCCUGCUCAACCACCGCUCCACUGAGUUCUCCCCGGGUCAUGUCGCCUACAACACCCGCCAGUGGCAAUACUGGGACUGGGACUUUGACCAGCUGGCCACCAUCGACAUUCCAUCAGCGAUCGAGCUCGUGCUGGGAGUGACAGGCGCGCCCAAGGUGCAUCUGCUGGGCUUCAACGAGGGAGGCAUGCUGCCCUUCGCCCUGGGCAGCACCUCCCCGCGCUACCUCGAGCGUGUCACUGCGUCCGUGGCGUCUGUGGCGCCAACUGUCUUCUUCCAGAACGUCAAGUCGCCUGUGCUUCGCCAGUGGGCACUCGGGCCCUCGCCUGACGCUGCCGUGUACCAAGCUCAUCUCCUGUACGGCGCAUACAAUGUUUCUGCCACGGAGAUCCUAUCGGGCAUACUGGAGGCGGUGGGGUACAACAUGCUCACCUACUUUGUCACCACGGGCGACCCCCAGGACCUGCUCACCAACAUCACAGGCACCCCAUGCUGCACGGACCCUAUGGAGCCCCCUGCUGCCCCCACGCCCGGGUGGAUUGCCACGUCAUACCGCAACCUCAUUCACUACCAGCAGCUGAUCCGCAAUGGUCUCUUCCAGCAGUGGGAUGCACUCAGUGCGCAAGCCAACAUGGACCGCUACGGCGCUGUCUCCCCUCCCAUGUACUACCUAUCCAACAUGCCCGCUGGGGUACCCAUUCUCAUCAUGAGUGGUGGCGGCGACUGGUUUGCAGACCCACCCAACAUCCAGAAGCUACUAUCGCAGCUCAGGCCUGCAAGCACCACCAGUGCUGGUGCUGCUGGUCCCACCGUGACUCAUUUGGAGCUGCCUAGUUACUCUCACCUCGACUUGCUGUUGAGCGAGACUGCAGUGCAGGAUGUGCAUGUUCCGCUUAUUGAGUACCUUGAGACGGGCUAUUUGGGCGGAUAG